Molecule: messenger RNA, 765 nt
Organism: Staurois parvus
Lineage: Eukaryota; Metazoa; Chordata; Amphibia; Anura; Ranidae
Source: the annotation of a GenBank genome assembly
AUGAGGACUCUGCUGAUCUUGGGGGGUCUCGUUGUCGCUGUGCUGCUGGUGACCCCAUCUAACGGUGAGCGGAGGGUGUCCCAGGAUGGAGGAGAGAAAGGAACCUCCAAUCUGAGAGAGUUCAUUGGCCAAAAUGAAGAUGGAAGAGCUAAUGGGUUUGAUGUGGAUUCUUCCUUGGUCCAUCUGCAGUCCAAGAGACAGGAACCCUCGUCGCCCACCAAGCCCAGGAAAUGGAAGAAGUGCACCGGAUGUUUCACAUCAUUAAUGAUUGACGAGCCCAUCAAAUUCGAUGUGCCUCCACGUAUGCGUCGCCAGGAAAAAAAAAAGGUCAAAAAACCUAAAACAAAGCCCACCAAAAAGCCGCCACUGCCUAACAUGUAUGGACUGACGGCACGCGCCAUGUCGGACGUCAGCGCACCGGAGAAACCUCCCAGAGGAGAAGGCAGGAGAGGGAAGAAGAGGGACGGCGAGAUGCGUCGGCGGGAGGAGAAGGAGGAAGGAAAGAAGAGAAGACAUCAUCACCAUCAUCAUCCCGAGGAAGAGAAGGAAGAGAAGAAAACACGGCGCACCGGGUCCCGUAGUCCUAUCACAUCAAUGCGUGAAGGAAGAAAGGAGGACCUGACUGAUGGGGCGGAGGCGGUGGGGAGGAUGAAGAGGAACUCCAACAACCGCAACACCAAGAAUGGACAGAACAAGCGGAAGAGCGGAUGGAGAAGUGCCAUUGCUUCAGUCCCGGCCGUGAAGGUAAAUGUCCAAUCUAACUGU